Anarrhichthys ocellatus (wolf-eel) is the source of this 2873-nucleotide messenger RNA. It is a transcript of the gene eepd1, whose product is annotated as endonuclease/exonuclease/phosphatase family domain containing 1. The coding region runs from base 310 to 1980 and encodes 556 amino acids. Gene Ontology annotation, biological process: DNA repair. The record is from RefSeq and is a predicted model, not a curated record. Gene Ontology annotation, cellular component: plasma membrane. The transcript has 8 exons. Gene Ontology annotation, molecular function: DNA binding. NCBI's taxonomy places the organism in Eukaryota, Metazoa, Chordata, Actinopteri, Perciformes, Anarhichadidae.
GGGAGCAGUGGUUUGUAUUGAUGUCAGAAGACAGUCCCUGUCAGAAGAGCGUGUGUGGAGGCCGACCUGUGUCCAGCCACCCAGCGGACUGUUGGAGGGCAAAGUUUACAGAGCAACCUAAAUAUCCAACUCGCGUAUAUCGUCCACAGAGGACCCGCGCACAGGAGGCAGCUGCGCGGGCCGGUGUGUUGGACACAUGCAGCAUGUAGACAGGGACUGAGAAUAACUGCUUUAUGCCCGUUCCCUCUCUGCCGCGGCCCUCCCGUCCGCUGCGCUGAUCCGAGCCCCCGGUGACCUGCUGUCGGAGCCAUGGGUGGUAGUCUGGGCUGCCACCGCUCCAUCCCCAGGGACCCCACGGACUUCAGCUGCGGCAAGCGCAAGUUCAGCGCCGCGUGUAACUUCGGCCACAUCCUGGUGAACCAGGAGCGACUGAACAUCAACACGGCCACAGAGGAGGAGCUCAUGACUCUACCGGGAGUCAACCGCGCUGUUGCGCAGAACAUUGUAGAGUACCGGGACUGUAUCGGCGGGUUCAAGAAGGUGGAGGACCUGGCUCUGGUGAGCGGGAUCGGGGCCACCAAGCUGGAGGUGAUCAAGCUGGAAAUAUGCGUCUCCAGCAGGACCAGCUCGUCCCAGCAUUCGCCGUCGUCGCUGCGCAAAGAUCUGGAUCACCAGUCCUGCACCGGGAUGAACAUCAACACCGCCACCCCGGCGCAGCUCAUGAGCAUCCGAGGUGUCACGGAGAAGAUAGCCAAGAACAUCGUGACCUACCGGGCGGAACACGGUGCGUUCAGAAGCAUCGAAGACCUGGUGAGGGUCAACCACAUCAACAGCUCCCUGCUGGACAAAAUCCGCUUCCAGGUGUUCGUGGAGCGUUCCAGGGCGCCGUCCACCAACACCAAUGGAGGGCUGACCUGCACCACGAAGUCUCACCCAAGCCCGACUUCAUUCAGUCUCCGGAGCGACGACCUGGACCUCCCGCCCGGAGGACCGACCCAGAUCAUCUCUGUGCGGCCCAACGUGGAGCCCCCAUCCGGCCUGCGGGACGGGAAGCCCGUGGUGCGUCUGGCCACCUGGAGCCUGCAGGGCUGCUCCUGCGAUAAGGCCAACAACCCGGGGGUCAAGGAGGUGGUGUGCAUGACCCUGCUGGAGAAUGACAUCAAGUUACUGGCAGUGCAGGACCUGCUGGAGCGGGAGGCUCUCGAUAAGUUCUGUGUGGAGUUAAACCAAGGGACUCUGGCCAGCGUACGGAAGUGGAAAUGGCCACGAGGGCUGUGGAAAAGUGUCGUGUCUGAAAACCCGACGGGACACUCCAGCAAGGGAGUGAGCUACUCUGGCUUUCUGUGGGACACUUCGUCCGGUAUUGACCUGAAGGAUGCUGCAGUCCUGGAGUCUCCGAUUGUCAAUGGAAACGGAAAUCAUACCUACCCUCGACUCUACCUGGCUCACUUCUCUGUUGGUUCAUACGAGCUGACAGUGGUGAACGUCCACAUGCAGGCCACAGCUGCAUCAGGAGAGUCCAACGGCAAGAACCACAACACAGACGAAGCCAAGUGUCCGCACCUCCCACCCAGCAUCCAGGAAACAAUCAAAGCUGAGAAGGAGUUGCUGGUGCUGGGAGAUUUUGGCUCGCCUGCUCAGAGCUCAGAGCUGGACAUUCUGAGAAAGGAGAAGCUCUGUGCCCUGGUACCAUCCUCCCAGUUCACCAACAUCAGCACCCGCUCACCACAGGGCACCCGCUGUCUGGACAACAUCUGGGUGAGCCGCUCCCUCAAGAAGAUCUAUUCUGGCCACUGCACGGUGGUGCGGGAGGGCUUGACCAACCCCUGGAUCCCAGACAACUGGUCGUGGGGCGGCGUGGCGUCGGAUCACUGCCCCGUGGUGGCUGAGUUUUACGCAGACGUGUCCCCUAAAGAGUUGAGCAGGCCUGGCAUAGCAGUGGUGGACAGAGGAGACAUUAUACCCAAACAUGAGCGGUGACGACAUCCACAGACACAGAAAAAGACAGUUAGUGACAUAAGACUUUGACCAACCCGGAUCCUGCUUCGUCUUGGUUAGCUGUGGAGCAAAGAGUUUCCUGAUGAAUGUGAAGAAGUGCCAAGAUUGCCUUUUUGGUUUCAAUUUAUCAAUGUAUCAUAGUAACUGGUCAUAGAGCCAUAAACUGUUCCGACAAAAUAUAUAUAUAAUGUACUUUAAAAAGAAAUGUGCCAAACAUUUUCUAUAUGUAUAUAAAAAUAAAGAGAAAUUGAAAGAUGUUCCAGCUGUGUCCGACCUCUCAUUAGUCUCAUCAGGAUCCUCUGAAUGACCCGGCUCUCCAACGGCUCUGCUGUGACGCUUAUCCGUUCUGGCAGUUGAGAGGGUGAUAACAUCCCGGCUGUAGAGCUCAUGAAGGCUGAGCUCUACUAAAUUAUGUAAGCCAGCUCUCUGUGUGCACGUGUGUUCGUCCUCUGUGAUGGAAAUGAGCAGAGGGCCGUCAGAGGACAUUGCCUCUGCUCGUUAACCGGCUCCACGGAGAUUAUUUUAAAGGGACAAAAACUCACUCAUUGUUUUUUGUAUCAAUCGCUGAUCACAGAUACGAAUAGAUCCACAUUAUAACACAAGCGAUCUUAUUCUAGGAGAACCUGUCGGAGAACAUAACAAAUGUGUUUUGAUUCAGUAGAGAAUAGAGAUAUCCAUACAUGCUCUGUGUGCAGGUGAAAGACAGCUAAUCAAUGCAUUUGACUGCAUGACAUCUGUUCUUCCCAUUGCUGGAUUACCAAUCAAGCAAAAUUAAGCACAAAUUGGUUUGAGAAUACAUGCCAUUUAAUCCCAAUUUCCUUUCUUUUGGCCACUUGGGAGUAGUGGAAUGAAAGUAGUUUCAUUCUAACUACAGU